Molecule: messenger RNA, 966 nt
Organism: Scomber scombrus (Atlantic mackerel)
Lineage: Eukaryota; Metazoa; Chordata; Actinopteri; Scombriformes; Scombridae
Gene: dhrs12la
Product: dehydrogenase/reductase 12-like a
Exons: 10
Coding region: 4-966 (320 amino acids)
Source: RefSeq, a predicted model, not a curated record
ACCAUGUCUCUGUACCGCAACUCAGCCUGGUUCCUGAAGGGAGUGACCGAGUUCACCAGGAGUGCCUUCCUGUCAGCCUCCAAGCGGUUUGUGGAGAAGGACCUGGAGGUGUCCAUGGCGGGACGCUCCUUCAUGAUAACAGGAGCCAACAGCGGCAUUGGUAAAGCCACCGCCAUGGCUAUCGCUAAGAAAGGUGGAAUCAUCCACAUGGUAUGCAGGAACAAGGACAAGGCUGAGGAGGCAAGGGCUGACAUCGUCAAGGAGUCAGGAAAUAAAGAGGUGUACGUCCACAUCCUGGAUCUGUCUGAGACCAAGAAGGUCUGGGAGUUUGCCGAGGCCUUCAAGAGGAAGUACAAGGCUCUCAAUGUACUGAUCAAUAACGCAGGCUCUAUCAUGAGUCAGAGGGAUGUGAAUGUCGAGGGGCUCGAGAAAAGCUUCGCCACCAACGUCAUGGCGAUUUACAUUCUCACAAAGAGUCUCAUCCCCUUGCUGGAGAAGAGCGCAGAUCCCAGAGUGAUCACAGUGUCAUCAGGGGGGAUGUUGGUGCAGAAGCUGAGGACAGGAAACCUCCAGUCUGACAGAGGCCGCUAUGACGGCACCAUGGUCUACGCCCAACACAAGAGGCAGCAGGUGGUGAUGACAGAGCAGCUGGCCAAGACUCACACUAACAUCCACUUCUCCGUCAUGCAUCCUGGCUGGGUGGACACUCCAGCGGUGGCUAAUGCCAUGCCAGACUUUCACAGUUCUAUGAAGGACAGCCUGCGGACCCCGGAGCAGGGGGCAGACACCGUGGUGUGGCUGGCUAUCUCUGAGGCUGCCAUCACAAACCCCAGCGGACGCUUCUAUCAGGACCGAAAGAUGGUGUCCAGCCACCUGCCACUGGCCUGGACCCACAGCUCCUCCCUGGAGGAGCAGAAGUUAAUGUCUCUGCUGGAGGACUUGGCCAAGACGUUCCAGUCGCAUUGA